Molecule: messenger RNA, 1015 nt
Organism: Carlito syrichta (Philippine tarsier)
Lineage: Eukaryota; Metazoa; Chordata; Mammalia; Primates; Tarsiidae
Gene: COMMD7
Product: COMM domain containing 7
Exons: 6
Biological process (GO): negative regulation of DNA-templated transcription; tumor necrosis factor-mediated signaling pathway
Molecular function (GO): NF-kappaB binding
Source: RefSeq, a predicted model, not a curated record
UGCUGCCCAGGUGCCUUGAAGAGGAGUCUCACGGCCGAGCAGGUUCGAGCAGAUUUCAUCACUCUGGGUCUUAGUGAGGAGAAAGCCACCUACUUUGCUGAAAAGUGGAAGCAGAAUGCCCCCUCCCUGGCUCGGUGGGCCAUCGGUCAGACUCUGAUGAUUAACCAGCUCAUAGACAUGGAAUGGACAUUUGGAGUGACAUCUGGGAGCAGUGAAUUAGAAAAAGUGGGAAGUAUAUUCUUACAAUUGAAGUUGGUGGUUAAGAAAGGAAAUCAGACCGAACAUUUGCAUCUAGAGUUAACCUUGCCUCAGUUCUACAACUUCCUGCACGAGAUGGAGCGAGUCAGAGCCAGCAUGGAGUGUCUCAGCUGACUUUGGUCCCCAUGUGUGUCCCCUCCCCCCUUCGUCCCCAGUCCUGUCUCCGCCCUGCCUGCUCCCUCCCCUGGGUGACUGCCCUGAAAGCUUCUCCCUCAGGCCUGGUGGGGAUGAAGCCCUGCUUGCCUCUUGGGAGUCCAGGUGUGGAUCCUUCCUGAAAAACAACAGGAUUAAGUACUUAAAGAGCGCAUCACAGUUCCCCAUAAAUGUUUUGGUGAGGCAGCCACCACCACCUGUCUGUCUUUCAGGACACAUUGUAGAUAUUCUGACAGCCUAUUGCAGCUCAGGUUCAGGGAGAAUAAGUUGUCACCUCCCCGUGAAAGUUCCAGAGUAAAUGUGCCAUCCCUCAAGAUGACACAUUGAUCACCCUACCCUGAAAGAUGGCCAAAGAAGAGGAAAUUGUAUGGAUGGCUCACACCAAGUGCCUCCUGGACCCCAGCACACCCCGGGCUUGUGGUGGUAGUGUGCUGCCAGUUGGGUUUGAACAAGAAAUACAUGCUUCGUCUUCUCUGAGAAGAACUGAGGCUGAACUGCCCAUUUCUGGUUUUGCCCUGUUGUGCUGUAACUAGGUGGCCUUUGGGCUCAGGCUGAUCACCUCUGCUGGUUAAAUGACUAAUAAAAAAUCCUGAAGGAAAGGGCU